AAAGUCACCUUCAAAUCCUGAGAGAGCGUGUAUGAAGUACACAGGUGAAGGAAGCCAUCAAAGCACUCUGAAGGAGUUCCAGGCUUCAGUGUGAUGAUGAUAGAGAAUAACAGCCUGGUCUGCUGUGUGUGGACUCUUACUGUCCUGAUGAUAACUGUGAUGUUGUCUCCUGCUGAGGGAGAGGCUCCGUUAGCUGUGAACGUGACUCAGGAUGUGUACGAGGCAGAGGAGAACAGUAACGUCACUCUAACGUGGUUCUUCACUGUCAGCAGAGACACACAACCUCAAGACCUGGUUGUGGACAUUUUACGUCAUGAACCUGAAAGAGGUGUUUAUCUUUUUGUACGCGGUGAAGAGAGGUCACAGUAUGUGGACCAGCUCGACAGAGGUCGGUUUUCCUGUAAUAACGAACUCUUUAAGACAGGACGCAUUAAAUGCAUCUUCAGAAAUGUGACUGUGAGCGACAGCGGCCUCUAUAGGUGUGUGGUCGUCAUCAACAGAAAAAGUGCCAACAAACUGUGUCUCCUCAAUGUGACGGCCAAUCAUCAUCCUGCACAAGAUCAACCAGAACCAGAGACUCCGGUCCGGGAAAGGAUUUGGCUCAUCAUUGUAUUUGUAUUUGUAUUGUCCGUAUGUUUGUUAUUAUUUAUUUGUUUCAUUUAUACCUCCAAAUCACAACAAAGCUUCCUCAUUUUACCGGUGCACAGGAUAAGAAGGUUACAUGAACAGACAACACUCCCAUCUCUGGAUGGAGCUGCACCUCAAACUGAGAUAAAUAAAAUAGAAUCAGGCAUCAGAAAAACAACAAAUACAGAAUAUUUGUCAGAAUUAAGUAACAAGAAAAACAGAUGCAAUAUUAAGAUGAUCGCCGACCACUAGCUCUAAGCGUCACUAAGAUACCCAGAAUUUAGAUCAAUUUGAGGCCGCGGCCCGAUCUGUAAACCAAAUAAAUGAAUAUAAAAGAGUAAAAAGCAUAGUAACAUACUAUGUCAGUAUGCUAACCAUACAAAAGGGAAAAUAAGUUCUUGCUGGAACACAGUUAUUUGAGCACAGUGGAUUAGUGGUGCCCUUAAUUAGAGUAAGCAGGUAAAGAAAAUAGAUUGAUGGACGAGUACUGACUUGAGUUGUGGAUCUUGGUGUUUAUGUCAGUAUGUUAGUGGGACACAAAAUCAUGACAAUCCCUCUCCAAGAUGGUGGAUGUAAAUAUUGCAGAAAGGAGCUCGAUGUCCACUGGUACUCAGGUCAGGUAGCAGCAUCACACUUUACUUACUAUAUAGUAGCGGUUGGUUAAGGUGCACUUUAAUUACAAUCUGAAUGGGCCAGCGGCGCAUUGGCACGUGCAAUUUAAAGCAUUUGUUUUUUCAGAUAAACGUACCUGCUUGCACGACAUGUCAGAGCAUUGCAGUGAUAUGACCUGCUGACGCCUUUAUAAUCAUGAGUCACUUGAGUCUCAUGAAAGUCACAAAUUGCUCUAUGAAAAAUAAUGACACCAUUCGCACAAUGCAACUUUCUACACCUGAACUACAGUGACAUGAAAUAUACAAUGAUAUGGCUAAAAUUCAUCUCAAUUACCCGUGUAUAGAACAAGUAACUCAGCUUGUUAUUUAUGAAAACACUUUUUCAUUUGCUGAAAAGAAAUUAUGCAAGUUUAACCAUGUUUGUACAAAUGUUCAGUUUCAUUCAUAUAUAUAU
Molecule: messenger RNA, 1692 nt
Organism: Thalassophryne amazonica
Lineage: Eukaryota; Metazoa; Chordata; Actinopteri; Batrachoidiformes; Batrachoididae
Exons: 3
Coding region: 94-879 (261 amino acids)
Biological process (GO): cellular response to lipopolysaccharide; T cell costimulation; immune response
Cellular component (GO): external side of plasma membrane
Source: RefSeq, a predicted model, not a curated record